Naegleria gruberi is the source of this 1576-nucleotide messenger RNA. Its product is annotated as kinase C2 domain-containing protein. Lineage: Eukaryota; Heterolobosea; Eutetramitea; Acrasida; Naegleriidae. The transcript has 2 exons. The record is from RefSeq and is a predicted model, not a curated record. Bases 32 to 1576 code for a protein of 514 amino acids.
CCAACCGAUUCACUACUAAACCACCACUACUAUGGAACCAUCAUCACCAAGUCUUACCAAAGUAUUUGGCGAUUUUUUAAAUCUUCAAGAUGUUCUCACAAUAACCUUGAUGGGUGCCAAAGAUCUAGUUCCGAAAGAUAGAAAUAAUCUCUCUGAUCCAUAUGUUUUAACAACAUAUCCUGGUUUUUCCCACAAGUCAAAAGUCAAACCAAAAACUCUUGAUCCAAUUUGGAAUGAAACAAUACAAAUUCCACUAAUUGAAAAUUCAAAUGAAGGUAUUAAUUUUAGAGUAAUGGAUAAAGAUAUGAUUUCCGAUGACUUUGAAGGUGAUUAUAUUCUCAAAUUGAGUGAAAUUUCAAAUUUCAAUGGAGAAAUUAUGGAAUUGCCUUUACAAAAUAUAGAAAAAGGAUUUUUACUCAUUUCUUGUACAUUGAAAUGUUAUCCUAGACCAAACAUUCAAAAAACUUCCAUUCCUAGCUCAUUUAAAGAUAGAGAAGUAUUCUUUAAAUGUACUAGAAAUUCAUGGCUGUUAGGAAUUAUUAAAUAUCCAAUGUCAAGAACUGAGAUUGGAAUUGAAGUAGAUAAGACACUAUCAAAGAAUGCAUCUCCAAGACAAUUAAGUAAUAAGGAUCGUUGGACUGAGUUUAAAUUGGAAGAUCACUUGUUGGAUAUUGUUACUCCUUUGGAAACUUUCUUGGAAAAUCCAGCAUUUGUUGAUAGAAUUAGAGUGGAGCUCAUAACCUACUCUGGAACGGAGGCAACUGAUGUGAGGGAAGCAUGCGAAACUCAUUUGGAAUCAACCAUGACAAAGUUCAAGAAGGGGUCUUCAUGGAAGACAAUUAACAAUAAUUCCAAGUCAUUUGAAAUGUUGAAUGGAUUUACAGGAUUUAUUACUUUGAAGAAUAAGGGAAAGGAGCUAAAGGUGGCUGUUACUGGAAAGAUGUAUGCAAUUUUAAUUGGACACAAUUCCAUACUGACCUAUUCUUACUUGUCUAAUUGUGCUAGUCCUUAUGAGUCAUCAUUGGAAGAAUGUGUUUUCAAAUCAAUGCCUCCAAAAGAAUCCACUCUAUUCACCUCUCUAUACUGUGACAUUGCUGAUUCUCUGUGGUUGAGACACCCAUUUGGUUGGGUCUAUCAGGAAAAGGACUAUUCUGAAUUGAGCUAUCUCUAUUCUCCAGUUCAUAUCAAAAAAUCAGCUAUUGAUCAAAUUAUUGUGGAACAAAUUACCAAUGAUCAAUUCAAAUCAUUAGAAGAUCUUUCAAAUCAACAUUUAAAUCAUCUCACUUCCACACUUAAGAAUGUCAUGAUUAUUAGUCCUGUCAAGAAACGUGAAAGAUUCAAUCCAUCACUAACUGUUUCAACAACCAAUAUUUCUGGAUCCAGAUUAUUUUAUGAAUUUGAAAUUAGCUAUCAAAAAGAAGAUACCACACUCACAAGAAUCGUCAACCUUACAACAACUUUUGGAAGAAACUUUUGGUUUCUCUCCUAUGAAACCUCAACAAAAUCCCAAAUCAAUAAGGAUACCUACGAGUGCACUAUUUCACAAAUUCGUUUCGAUGAAUCAAAGAAAGAAUAA